This is a messenger RNA of Sceloporus undulatus (fence lizard), 2859 nucleotides long. RefSeq names its product TNFAIP3 interacting protein 1 (gene TNIP1). Gene Ontology annotation, biological process: cellular response to lipopolysaccharide; regulation of transcription by RNA polymerase II; negative regulation of canonical NF-kappaB signal transduction. The record is from RefSeq and is a predicted model, not a curated record. The coding region runs from base 162 to 2147 and encodes 661 amino acids. Lineage: Eukaryota; Metazoa; Chordata; Lepidosauria; Squamata; Phrynosomatidae. The transcript has 19 exons.
CCCCUGCGAGGAAGUGGGAGAAAGAGAUGCCUGGAGCCCCGGGGAAGGAGGCAGAGGGAGAAGGGGGAGAAGAAGCAGCAGCAGCAGCAGCAGCAGCAGCAGAGGGCUCCUGGAGCCCCUUCGCAGGUGCGGGUAUCUGGAAAUUGGGUAAUUAAACAACCAUGGAAGGCAAGGGGCCUUAUCGUAUCUAUGACCCUGGUGGGCAGACCUACGAAGAAGAAUCUGCUGCCUUUAAGCAUCUGGUAGAAGAAAAUACCAAGCUGAAAGAGAAGAUGCAGGGGAUUAAAUCUCUAGGUAACGGGGAGCUGUUGGAAGAAUCUCAGUUAGAAGCAUCCAGAUUGCGACAGAAGGUGGAGAAUCUAGUGAAGGACAAUGAAAUUCUCAGGUCAACCUCCUCUCUUGAAAAACUUGCUGAAUUAGCAGGAGAGAUCCCAGAACUUUGUUCUUCCUCAGACGUUCCGGAUGAAGAUAAGAAGGAAAUGGAAAAAGCCACACAGAAGCCAUCUUCCAGUGGCUCUUCAUCUGAGUUUGAAAUUGUGGGAGCUGAUGAUAAGAGGUCUUCCCAGGACAGCAGCAGGAAAUCUGGCAUAGAGUCACUUCCCAAUGAGGACACCAACCUUACAUUGCACCUUCAACGCUUGGAAACCACCCUUAGCCUCUUUGCUGAGGAGUCGGAUAAAACACAGCUCUUUGCCCACUUGGGGCGCAUGGCUUUGGAAUUCAACCGCCUGGCCUCCAAAGUGCACAAGAAUGAACAGAGGACAUCUAUUCUUCAGGUCCGAAGGCUUCUGGCAUUAUGUGAGCAAUUGCGGAAUGAGAAUGAAGAGCUGAGAACAAAGUUGGAGAAGGAACUGGAGCAAAGGAAUCAGAUCUCUGAGAAACUGAGGUGUGAGAAUCUGGAACUCAGGAAGAUGGUGAUGAUGGGCAGCAAAGAAGGAAUGAAAGCAGAAGGUGUUGAAUGUGCAGGACAGCAACAGAAGGGAGCAGCAGAGGAGAAAGUGACAGGGAAAAGUAUGUUGGGGACGAGUGAAAAGAAAGUGAAGAUACUGGAGCAUCAGCGCAAUGAGCUGCUGGAGGUGAAUAAGCAAUGGGAUCAUCAUUUCAGAUCAAUGAAGCAACAGUAUGAGCAGAAGAUAACAGAUCUACGGCAAAAGCUUGCAGACUCCCAGAAGGCCCUGUGUGAAAUGGAGGCUGAGCGAGAGCAGAAGCAGAGGGAUUUUGACCGUAAACUUCUCCUGGCAAAAUCCAAGAUUGAAGAGGAAGAGGCAGAAAAGGAGAGACUUAAUGUAGAGGUAAAGGACCUAAAACAGAGAGUAAAGUUGCUUCAGGAUCAGUUGACUCCAGUCAUCAGACAAAGAGAAUACCAAGAGAAGGAGAUUCUUCGGCUCAAUAAGGCCUUAGAAGAGGCCCUGAACAUUCAGGCCUCUGCUCCUUCUGCUUUCAACAGUCCCACUGACCCUGCUAUAAAUAUCCGACAGCAAGAAGUGAUAACCCAAAAUGAGCUCCUGAAACAACAGGUGACGAUAUUUGAAGAGGACUUCCAGCGAGAACGGAGUGACAGGGAGAGGAUGAAUGAGGAGAAGGAAGAGCUCAAGAAGCAGUUGGAGAAGCUUCAGAAGCAGUUUAUACUUACCAGCAACCAGCUGAGGACUGUUAAAGAGGAAUACCAUAAAGAGAAAGAGGAGAAAGACAAGUACAAGAAACUGCUGAAACAGCAUAAACAGCAUUCUGGUGACAAACUCCACCCAGAUUCAACGCAGCCAGGGCCGAUGGCCCCAGUCUGUCCCAUCUACCAGUUCCCGUGCAGCCCUCCAGCUCAACCACACCUAUAUCGUGGUUACGAGGAUUGGCAGCAGAUCAGAUAUCCACCUUCAGCCUUGGCAAAUGAACAACCUCCAGUUCAGAAUUAUUACCGUUUCCCUCCUCCAGAAUAUGGUUGGUACCAACCACCCUGUGUUCUGUCACAAAAUCAGAAUUUACAAGCAGUGGAUGGUGUUAAACAACUCCCCAAGGAAUCAGACCCUACAGAUCUUGGAUUACCAAAAAAACCAACGUCCUGCUUAGUCUGUCUGGUGCUGUAUGUAAGCAUCAAAAGUGCAGUUGCAGAAUUCAGGGAAAAGCCAGACAACUGGGAACAGGACCCAUGAGAAACUGGUCAAGACAUUUCACACCAGUGACCUUCAAGCCUAUGAAAAGACAAGCUGUGACAUGCUAAUAUGUAUCAUAUUUUUUAUAUUCUGUCUUGAGUAUCAGUCUCCUGUGGGAAGGUGGCACUGGACCUUUCUCUCAACAUCUAUUUAUUUAUUUAUUUAUUUAUUUAUUUAUUUUUGCGCAGAAUUGUUCCUACUCCACACUGCUUUCCUUCAGUGUUCCACAAUGAAGUUUACCUAUCUAGUAACUUCUAACUUUAGGGCAGUCCGGCUCCCCCACCCCUUUCCAAUCUUUGUUUUACAUAACUAAAGCACAUUGGCUUUAACUAUGGUCUACUUUUCCAGGAAGAGAAGUUGGAAACUUCAUCUCUUAGAAGAAAGGAAGAUAGGAAGACAGUCUUUUACUAACAGCAAAAGUCUGCAGCACAACCACCCAUGGGUGUCACUAGGGGGUGCAGGGAGUUCAGAAUGCACCAAGUGACACCCUAAAGGGUUUGACACCACUGUUCCCCACAGAAACAGGCUGCGACAUUCACCUGCAUCCCUUUCAAGGGUUGGAGCUCAAUGCAAGAGAUGAUGUGAGUGAGGCACGGCUCAGUGAGAUGAGAAAAAAAGGCCCCAGGUUUUUUUUAAAUUUUUUUUAAUUUGUUUAAAAAACAAAAUUUUAAAUUCUUUAAAAUUUUCCUUGCAUUUUCUAACAAAUUUUCAC